UGAAACCUCUGCUGUGUGCCGCUCUGGCCCGGCUGGCCUUGGUGACUGGCCCACCAGCAGGACGAGACAGCUCCAAACUCAUAUCCCAGCCGCUGACAGAACAACUCGACAGGUAGUGAGCGCCCCAUCACCGGGAGAAUCCAAGCAGGGCUGCCAUGGAUGAAAAUCAAUACUCAGUCCCCGAAGAAUUCUUCGAGUUCCCCAGGAAGAGGUGCUGCCGGCGAGGGCUGCCGCUGGGACUGCUGGGGCUGCUGACUGCCGCUCUCUGGGCGGGGCUGCUGACCCUGCUUCUUCUGUGGCAUUGGGACACCAUGAGGAACGUGAGACAGCUGGAAGUCGCUGCUGCCCAGAAUGUCUCUCGAAUCUCUAAAGAACUGCAGAGCCACCUAAGUGAGCAGCUGGCCCAGAAAUAUCAGGCGGCACUGAUGUCACAGGCUGUGCAAGAACUCCAAGCUGGACAGAAAAAGCAGAAGGAACCUCAAGAUUCAGAGCUCUCCCAGAACCUGGACAGACUUUGGGAGGAUCUGAGCAGCAUCAAGUCCCAGAACUUGAACGAGAGGCACAUGGCCUUGGAGUCACUGGAAAGGCUGAAGGAAGAGCUGGCGAAGCUGCGGGUGCAGAUCCAGGUGUCCAAAGGCUCUGUGUGCAACGCAUGCCCCGAGCAGUGGGUCAGCUUCCAGCAGAAGUGCUACUACUUUGGCGAGGAGCCCAAGCAGUGGCUCCAGGCCCGGUACAGCUGCGAAGACCUGGGAGGGCGGCUGGUCAGCAUUCACAGCCAGGAGCAGCAGGACUUCCUGACCAAACUUGCCAAAAAGGAGGGCACUUGGAUUGGACUCCGCGACCUGGAUAUAGAGGGGCAGUUUCUCUGGAUGGAUGGGAGCUCCGUGGACUACAGCAACUGGCAGCCGGGGGAGCCCAACAACGCGGACCCAGGUGAGGACUGCGUGAUGCUGCUGCGCUCGGGGAAAUGGAACGAUGCCUUCUGCCGUGAUGAGCUGGACGCCUGGGUGUGUGAGCAGCUGGCCACAUGUGGGCCGUCCUUCCCUGCGGACCCGACAGACGACUCACUGGACUCCGACUCACUGUACUCCGGUUCAACAUAGGGGCCCUAACGGCCACACCCUGAUCCCACCUUCCUGCCCCGGGAACACUCAGAUCCACAGUGGGGCCCUGGAGACCCCACCACACCCUGGGGAACGCUGCCUGGCUCAAAGGUGCCCCAAAGGGUGACAGCUGAGCCUCCCCACCUCCAUCAGGGCCCUCUGUCCCUUGUCCUUCAGCCCAGCUGCCCAUUGCCGCCUCCCUGCCAGUAAAGCUCACUGCCCUGGGCCAGAACCAUCCUGCCCAAGCCCAGGAGCUGCGAAGAGCACGGGCCUCUCACCAAGGCCCUGCCUCGUCACAGCGUGCCCUCCGCAGCACCACAGGACACAGACCCCACACCGCAGAGGCAGCGGGUCCUCUUGGCCACCCACACCAGUGAACCAGGAAGUGGUCUCCCUCCCCAAGUCCCUCCAGAGUGCCUGCUGGGCCUGGUCUCAAACCGCAGCAGGCUGAGCUGGGAUUCCAGAGCCUUCUGCCCCAGACCACACCCCCAGGCUAAUUUUUGAGAAUCCAGAGCGGAUUCUGAAGUGGAUUCUGUGCCUGUUCCACCUUGAUUUUUCCCAUCCCAAGAAUGUACUAGGUGGGUGUGGUGGCAUGCCUGUAAUCCCAGCACUCCGGAGGCUGACGCAGGAGGAUC
Messenger RNA from Octodon degus (degu), 1738 nucleotides. RefSeq names its product Fc fragment of IgE receptor II (gene Fcer2). Gene Ontology annotation, molecular function: signaling receptor activity. The record is from RefSeq and is a predicted model, not a curated record. Bases 156 to 1103 code for a protein of 315 amino acids. Lineage: Eukaryota; Metazoa; Chordata; Mammalia; Rodentia; Octodontidae. The transcript has 11 exons.